Cryphonectria parasitica EP155 is the source of this 1095-nucleotide messenger RNA. RefSeq lists its product as uncharacterized. Bases 1 to 1095 code for a protein of 364 amino acids. The record is from RefSeq and is a predicted model, not a curated record. The transcript is spliced from 3 exons. Lineage: Eukaryota; Fungi; Ascomycota; Sordariomycetes; Diaporthales; Cryphonectriaceae. Gene Ontology annotation, molecular function: zinc ion binding; oxidoreductase activity.
AUGAAGGCCGAUACUUACAAAGCCGCCGUUUUGACGGUACAAGGCAUUCCCCCAGCCUUGGAAGUCCAAAUCCUCCCAAAGCCCCGCCCGGGCCCCAACGAGGUCCUUGUCCGGCUCAACCUCACCUCCCUCUGCGGCACCGACUGCACCCAGGCAGCAGGCCACCUCGGCCCCACGCGCGCCGUGCUAGGCCACGAGGGCGUCGGCCGCAUCGAGGCGCUGGGCAGCAACGUCGGCAGCCUCGACCCGUCCAUCACGCCCGGCCAGCGCGUCGGCGUGGCCUGGACGCGCGACUUCUGCGGGCGGUGCGCCUUCUGCACCAACCUCGCGCGCGACGGCGAGACGCGCUGUGCCGCCAAGCCGCACUCGGGUCAGCACUGCGACGGCACCUUUGCGCAGUACACGCUCGUGCCGGCCCGCUAUCUCCUGCGCAUCCCGGACUCGUUUGCCGGCGUGCCCGACGAGCACCUUGCCCCUGUGCUCUGCGGCGGCGUCACGGCCUACAAGGCGCUCAAGUCGUGCGAUGGCUUGUAUCCGGGCCAGUGGGUGGCUGUGAGCGGUGGUGGCGGCGGCGUGGGUGCGUUUGUGGUGGCGUUUGGGAAGGCGAUGGGGUACAGGAUGAUUGCGGUCGAUGCAGGCAAGGAGAAGGCGCGGUUUGCGCUGGGCGAGGGCGCAGAGCACUUUGUGGACAUCACCAGCGCAGAGGUCAAGAGUGUGGGCGCGGCAGCCGAGGUGAAGAGGCUGACGGGCGGGCUGGGAGCGCCCGCUGUGCUUGUCUGUGCUGGUGUGGGCGCUGCGUACCAGACGGCUAUAGAGAUGCUCGCGCCGUUUGGGACGCUCGUGUGCGUGGGCAUUCCACCGCCUGGGCAGGUCUUCUCGAUGCACCCGCUUCAGUUCAUCGCAUCUGGAUUCAAGGUCAUUGGCACGUCGGUCGGCACGCGCAGAGAUACGCUGGAGGCUCUUGAGUUUGUCCGAAGGGGUCUCGUCACGCCCAAGGUGCAGUGGGCCGAGCUCGAGAAGAUGACGGAGCUGAUGGACGAUGUUGUGAAGGGCAAGGUGCAAGGAAAGUAUGUGAUCAGCCUUGACAAUGUAUGA